Fonsecaea multimorphosa CBS 102226 is the source of this 3528-nucleotide messenger RNA. RefSeq lists its product as uncharacterized. The transcript has a single exon. The coding region runs from base 1 to 3528 and encodes 1175 amino acids. Gene Ontology annotation, biological process: transmembrane transport. The record is from RefSeq and is a predicted model, not a curated record. Lineage: Eukaryota; Fungi; Ascomycota; Eurotiomycetes; Chaetothyriales; Herpotrichiellaceae.
AUGGCGUUGACCGAUCAAGAGGGAUAUAGAGGGGUUGACGAUGCAGUGGCAGUUGAGGAGAAGCGACAUCGACAUCGCCUACAUCGGAGACGGGAUUGGUCAAGCUCGCUCACCGUGACCGUUUUCCUGCUCGUCUUAUGUGUGUCUUCUGUCCGCGCCGCAUAUGUCGAAUUCCGCAAUUGUCUGGACAGCAAUAUUGUCAAUUCGAAUCCGCGCAUCUUACAAUUUGAACCCUUCAAUGUGUCCGCCGCAUUCAAUAGCUCUUCCGGCUCCGAUCGACAUCAUCUCAAUAUCACUGUUUUUGGCAACGUUACUGGAAAGGCGACUGAACAACCUUAUCCUCCUCCUGACGACCCGUCCUGGGCCAAUCCGAACGACACGUUUGGCAAGAUCCCCGAUUUGAGCGAGUCCAAUAACAAGUACACUACCCUCUUUACCCGUGUCAAUUUCUUAGGAUACACUCCGUGGAAUGCGGACCCCACGCGGUUCUGUGAGUCCGUGGUCCAUGGAGAAUGUCCCUUGGCUCCCGCCUUUUACGUCAACGAAAGCGACCUGGCUCAUUUACCUGCCUUUUCUGUUGCGCACGACUUGUUCUCCAGUUACUCUUUUGCCUCACUUCAAGCCACGUUGAGAGUUCAAUCGGGCGAUGCUAGCGGGCAAUUCUACAGCUGCAUCACCGCCACGGUUACUCCCGACCUGGGAGGGUCUCUCAAGGCCAUACUCAGAUAUGUACCGCUGGUGGUACUGAUCGUGGUCGGCGUGGCUACCAUCGCCGCCGCCAUCCUGAGUCCGUGGGGCUCCGCGGACCUGUUUCAUUGGAGCAGCAAUUUCGGGCGUGACGAGGACUUGCUGCGUCUCGUCACCCCGGGAUUUGGAGACUGUUUGCAAUACAUUCAAUUUGUCGUUCUGACCGGCAGUUUGUCUUUGAAUUAUCCUGGCUUCUAUCAGCCAGCAGUCAGCCGCGUCGCAUGGUCCUCGCUCAUGUUCAAUGAGAGUUUCGUAACUGGCGGAAACGGCACUCAGAGCCUGGUCGACGGUAUCUAUGAAUAUCGCACGAACACCAAAUAUGGUCUUGAUCGAAUGAGCCAACUGGUCGGCAUGACCUCAGACAAAGACAUCUGGGCAGACAUGAUUGUUUGGCUGGUGGUCAUUGUCGCUGCCGUCUCAAUUUUGACUCAACUAGGCUUUGCGGUUCGUUGGAUUUACCGAAAGAUCAACAGGGAGCCGCCAGAGGAUCUCCGCUCUAAAAAUGGGCCGUUCACCGCCGGGAAUGUCGUCCGGCUGGUCAUGAACUUCUUCCUGCUGCCUCUGGCAUCGCUGUCAUUCUACCAGCUGGUCAUUGCAGGGAAAGGCCCGGCGUACUCUGUUGCCCUUGCAGCGGUGGCGCUGGUUCUUGUCGUCGUAUUUUUGAUCUGGGUGCUGCUAUUAUUCGUUCGGACGAGACCACGUUCCUUCCUGUUCGACGAUUUCCUUAUGGUCCUUACCUACGGACCUCUAUAUAACACCUACUGCGACGAUGCCGCCACUUUUGCGUUGAUUCCUCUUCUGGUGAACCUUGUCCGGGGUAUCGCAAUUGGAGCCGUCCAACCAUCAGGCAUCGCACAAAUUGUGCUUCUGGCAAUCUGCGAGAUUGUUUUGAUUCUUACAAUCAACGCUUUCCGGCCAUUUCCAUCAGCCACCUCUAUGAACAUCUAUCACACUUGUUUCUCUGUCAUCCGACUUAUCACCAUCCUUCUUUCAAUAGCUUUUGUGCCUGCACUGGGCGUUGAAGAUUCGUCAAGAGGCUGGAUUGGGUAUGCUAUCCUCAUCAUUCAUGCUUGCAUCAUGGUUUUCGGGUUCUUCUUGAAUGCUGUACAGACUUUGGUUGAAGUCAUUGCUCGCCUGGCUGGUGCGGGCGGACGGGAUGAGGCGACAGGGGCCGCCACUAGAGGUGGAUUGAACAAGGUGUUUGGAAUGCGGCAACUCUCUCGACGGAUGCCGCGGAGGGCUACUCAGGACCCGCGCCAUAGUAUGUCAUCGAACGCGGCCAUGUUGAAUGCCAUCGAAAACGACCAACAAAAGCUCCAGAUGGCCAAGACCAGGUCGCGCAGUGUCUCGGCCACAUCCGGCGUUCUAUUGGAAAGCGGCUUAAACUCCAACAGGAUCAGCCAGAACCUCGAUGGCCGCGUCGUCGGCCACACCACGCCCGACAGAUCUCCCAGGGAAUCAAGGCGACUUACGGCCCGACUUAGUGGCACAGGAUCCUUGGGGGGCAUCGUCGGUCUUCAGAAGCAGGUGGAACAAAAAGACCCAUACUACCGACCGCCACGCAGAAAUACAAUGGAUGCUCUUGCCGGAGUUGACAGUCGUCCAGAUCUAGCUCAAGUGUCGUCAAAAGGUGCUGUGGCGACUGAAGGAGCCGUCGAGGAUGAUGCUGGUGAAGGACCCUCUACUCCUAUGCCAUUGGAGAAUGACGAUUUUGAAGACAUUACCAAUGACCUGACGAGGACGAAGACUGACUAUGCCGUGAGAGAAGUUGACUUUUACUACGGUGUGCGCGGUGCUGCUCUCUCAAGUGGAACGAGGAAGCUCAAAACUGGACCGGCCGAUCCAACAGGGCCCGUCUCUACUGCCACUGGAUGGUUCAAAAAUCUUCUGGGCGGCAAGACAAAAGAAAAGAACAAAGGGUUUGAGGUGGUCAGGAGUGCCCGUGCCCCUCCUCCAGGGCUGCUUCCACCACCUACUCCUGCUCGAGAAACCCACAUCACUGAACCUUACCACGACGACGUCCGAAGCAUAGAAGAGAGCCAGACCGAUCGAAACAGCGCAGCGCUUUCGUCUCCUCCACAACCCAGGGUUCAAAGACAGAGCCGCAACCAAAGUGUUUAUGACGAUAUCUCCGUUGAAAACUCCGAGGAGGAGGAGGGGGAAGGAGCAUCGAUAGCAGCAGAGAGUCCUGUCCCAGCAAGACCGCCGUCUUUGCCCCUGAUCGAAUCCGUGGGUGGCAUUGAAUUGCCCAGCCGCAUCGGGUCUGAGGCUUCGAGGAAGUCCCGCGGCAAACCCCCACGGGCAUCUGACACAGAUAUUCCAGCGGUUCCUGCUAUUCCUCGUAAAAGUUCACGAAGACAAUCAGGUGGCGACUCGGGUGACAGAGGGCUGGCUGAGUCUGCAUUGUCCGCCUCGCGUCCAGCUAACCUUACAUCCCGAAAGGCGCCUACUCAGCCGCUAGGAGCUAGCCGCAUACCAUUCGCGAACACACAGCCCUCGCCAGCCCGCAACAAAAGGUACUCGACUGGGGCAGAAUCAACAACGUCAAGCGUGGUCCGUGACGGAGACGAGAAUGCACCCGUGCACCCGUCGUAUACAAGUCAGAUGCGCCAGUCGGCCACAUCCGCAUUGGGGACCCAUGGAGCUGAUCUGCGCAAUGACCGGCCCUCAAAUGUGGGAUUCGUGCAGCAACACAGGGCAAGCGACCAUAUUCACCAUAGUCCAGAUUCGCCCGAGUUCGAGGGGAGCACGGCUGAAGUCCACGGGCACCCGGUGUAUUGA